ACGUCUGUCAACAACAGCGACAACAACAUCACUUGCAUGAUUAUUGAUGACAUCGCAGAUUCCCUCACGUAUCCAAGUGCCUCUCGACUGGUGAAAGAUCAACGCAUAGGCGCACUCUUCAGAAGUCUACCUCAAGUUUUCCUGGUUUGGUAACUUGGGCUCUUUUCUUCGGGAGGCGGGAGUGUUUUUUUUUUUAUCUCCCUGGAUGCUGGUUCCUGUCUAGUCCAGUGGCUACCCUAUCAAGACUAACCUUCCACGAAUUGGAAUACAGGGCAUUUUUACUCCGAAUUUUCCCCGGUGGUCAAGCUCCAUCGUCGGAAGCUCCCUGUUCUCCUCUCUGGCGGGAGGUUAGUUGAAGGCGUAGGGUUGUGGAGGUAUGACUGCGUUGGCAGGGGCAAUACCAAGGAUGAUGCGCCCCAUGCUGGCUCAGAACUACCCACACAGUGGCUUCCCACUGGAAGUCUCAACCCCGUUAGGCCAAGGUAGAAUGAACCAGCUCGGGGGAGUUUUCAUAAAUGGCAGACCUUUGCCCAACCAUAUCCGCCAUAAGAUCGUCGAAAUGGCCCACCAUGGCAUCAGGCCAUGCGUAAUCUCCCGUCAGCUUCGCGUCUCUCACGGUUGCGUUUCCAAAAUCCUCUGCCGGUACCAGGAGACCGGCUCCAUCCGACCCGGGGCCAUCGGGGGAAGCAAACCCAAGCAGGGGACGACACCUGAUGUUGAGAAGAGAAUAGAGGAGUACAAGCGUGACAACCCGGGUAUGUUUAGCUGGGAGAUUCGGGAUAAAUUACUGAUGGAUGGGAUAUGUGACCGGAACACCGUUCCAUCAGUGAGCUCUAUCAGUCGCAUCAUGAGGAGUAAAUUCGGAGGGAAGGGAGAUGACGAUGAUGAUGAAGAUGAAAUCGAGAAAAAGGAAUUAGAAGAACACGAACGGCGGGCCAAACACAGCAUCGAGGGCAUCUUAGGAGACCGAUCGAGCCACUCAGAUGAGGGGUCGGACGUGGAGUCAGAACCGGACCUGCCUCUGAAGAGGAAGCAGCGCCGCAGUAGAACCACCUUCACGGCUGAACAGUUGGAUGAGCUGGAGAGAGCCUUCGAACGAACACACUACCCUGACAUCUACACGAGGGAAGAGCUUGCUCAGAGGGCCAAACUCACGGAGGCCAGAGUACAGGUGUGGUUCAGUAACAGACGAGCCCGGUGGAGGAAGCAGGCUGGAGCUAGUCAGCUCAUGGCCUUUAAUCACCUGAUCCCUGGGGGUUUCCCGCCCUCUGCCAUGUCCAGUCUCUCACCUUAUCAGCUGUCUGACAGCCCGUAUCCCCCUACAUCCAUAUCACAAGCGGUGUCGGAGCAGCCCAGCACCCUGCAUCGGCCCCAGCCCCUGCCACCCUCCUCAGGCCACCACCAGAGCUCAGGUGGGGGAGGGCAGGAUGUGGGGUCGGCCUAUUGCCUGGCCACUGGACGCCACGGCUUCUCAGGCUACUCGGACAACUUUGUCACGUCAGGAGGCCCUCCCAACUCCCAGAACCCAUCCAACGGCAAUGGCCUCUCUUCCCAGGUGAUGGGUCUGUUGAACCCAGGCGGAGUGCCCCACCAGCCCCAGAGUGACUACGCCCUCUCCCCCCUGACAGGAGGCCUGGAGCCCCCCGGGGGCAUGGGGGCCAGCUGCUCCCAGCGUCUGGAGCACCUCAAGGGUCUGGAGGGCCUGUCCAGUGUCCCCAACAUCCCCAGUCUCCCCUCGCUGCCCAACUCCCAGUCCUACUGCCCGUCCUCCUACAGCGCUCCUGCCUACAGCGUGGACCCAGUGGCCUCCUACCAGUAUGGGCAGUACCACGGACAAAGUAAGGUGCCCUUCAUUAUCUGAGACCUGAGAUCACCUGAGGAUCUGCCCAUCUAAGAACCCCCCCCCCUCCACCUCCGGCCCAGCCCAGUCUCCACCUCCGGCCCAGUCUCCACCUCCGGCCCAUCCCAGUCUCCAUCUCCACCUCCGGCCCAGCCCAGUCUCCACCUCCACCUCCGGCCCAACCCAGUCUCCACCUCCACAUCCAGGCCAGCCCAGUCUCCACCACCACCACCUCUGGCCUAGCCCAGUCUCCACCUCCACCUCUGACCCAUCCCAGUCUCCACCUCCAGCCCAGCCCAGUCUCCUCCUCUGGCCAAGCCCAGUCUCCUCCUCCGGCCAAGCCCAGUCUCCAACUCCGGCCCAGCCCAGUCUCCACCUCCAGCCUAGUCUCGGUUGAGGGACGUGUGUACUGUACUGUAUAUGUUGAGACUGAGGGGACUCUUCAAGUAAUCAGGACCAAAAGCUUCUCCACUAUCCCUGGCUACCUAUUUCCUCACCCAGGCACUUCCACUCAACAAUGAUCUGUUCCUUCAGGCAUGAUGAAAGUAAUGGAAGAGAGACUAAAGUUAAAGGACAUUGAUAGAGAGGAAUUUAAGGCCCAAACAAUGAAACACAUGAACUUAGAUUAAGGUCUGUUGAUGACUGACAGAGAUGCCACUGGGUACAUUCCCUUGGCUGUGAUGUGGUCUACCCCACAUUGGGCGCCAACUAUGACCAGGAAAACCGUGGAAGACUAAUCCACACAGACCCACAGCACAGCCCAGGAGUGGAGGCCCGGUUGGGGUAAAACAUCCUUAAGUCAGGCCUGUGGAAGAGCACAACCAGACUGUAUAGUAACAGACUCACUAGUGGCUUUAGAGCUGUGAACCUGUUUACAUGUUUGUCGUAGGGCCAAAGGAAUACAGAUUCAUUCUAUUUAUCUCUGAAUGAAAGCUACUUGAGGGAAAAAAUAACAGGCUUUUAUUUGACGUUGCAUUUAUUUGAUAUGUUUUGUUCCAAAAGAUUCCUUCCCACAUAAAGAGUGAAAAGAACACAACAUUCCAGCCAUAGACUGAGGAACAAACAAACAAACAAACAAGGAAAUGUGUAGAAAAUAAACAUGUCAAUCAAAGAAAGAGGAAGCUUUGAGACAUCAUCAUAAACAGACCUGCAAUGUAUACUACAGCUGUUCCGUUCCCUUCAUUAUGUUAAAUGCUUAGUGUUCUAAAACAUUCCAUUGAACUCUCACUGUGUUCUGUUGAUAACUCUGAUCUCUUGUAGCUUUAGAAGUAUUCCUAGGGGUCAGGGGUGACUUCGGGGAAAGUCCCAGGUGAAGGAGCAGGAUGAAGGAGGGGGGAUUCAGGGGUUCUGAUGGGCGACAGGGCUGAUCCAUCAAGGGGUGCAGUUCCCCGUCAUAGAGGCCUAUUAGGGCACGAGACUCACGACCAAGAGCCACAUGAGAAACCAGGACCACCUCACCACAGACCAACCCAACUGACCAGAAGUGCAAUAUCAUGUACCUCAGAGUCAACGAUGCCAUCAAACAGAUGAAACAAAAAGAUCUUGUGUCUUAAGAACUUUCUGUAAAACAUUUGAAUCAUGUUUGAGUCAUUGGUUAUUACAUGUGCCUACGUAGGCUUCGAGGUCCAAAACAAAGAAACAACAACAUUGUCAGUACGGCUAUGACAGCAAAGCCACAGGGAAAGGUGGGAUGCACAUUGUGAACCAUUGAAGUCAUUCCAAGCCCAUGUGGAGCAGAUUGAUUCAAGGGGAAAAAAGAAGUCAACAAAAUAAACUUCUGAAGAAUUACAAAGCCAAAUUAUUUCAUGCAUCUUUUUGCUUGUGUCUUUUUGUUUCUCUUGUUGCAAAAACCGAAAGAUCAACAGUGUGUUGUUUUACAUCAUUUCCUUAUUUAUUCUCUCUAAAGUAUCUUAACAAUUCUGCAACAUUAUUCUUAUACAUUCUGCAACGUUUUUGUCAAAUUACUACAUCACAUACCUUAUAGGAACACUGUGUCCGUCUGUUCACUAAAUGGUAGCUGGAUGUCUCAACAGAUCAAAGGUUGCCACAAGCACUCAGCGGUCAAUUGUACAUUUGUCUGUAACAGAAAGAAAAGUGUUUUUUCUUUCCAAUGGUUUCUUUCAUUUUUAUAUAUUUUUUGUAUUAUUUGACAGAAUGAUAUGGUGCAAUGUCUUGUGUACAAGCUCAGUAUUAUUACUAUUUAUAAUAAAAAAUGAAAAUACAAU
Messenger RNA from Oncorhynchus kisutch (coho salmon), 4065 nucleotides. Its product is annotated as paired box protein Pax-3-like. Gene Ontology annotation, molecular function: DNA-binding transcription factor activity, RNA polymerase II-specific; RNA polymerase II cis-regulatory region sequence-specific DNA binding. Gene Ontology annotation, biological process: anatomical structure development; regulation of transcription by RNA polymerase II. Bases 377 to 1861 code for a protein of 494 amino acids. The record is from RefSeq and is a predicted model, not a curated record. The transcript has 9 exons. NCBI's taxonomy places the organism in Eukaryota, Metazoa, Chordata, Actinopteri, Salmoniformes, Salmonidae.